Molecule: messenger RNA, 768 nt
Organism: Talaromyces amestolkiae
Lineage: Eukaryota; Fungi; Ascomycota; Eurotiomycetes; Eurotiales; Trichocomaceae
Exons: 2
Coding region: 1-768 (255 amino acids)
Molecular function (GO): hydrolase activity, acting on ester bonds
Source: RefSeq, a predicted model, not a curated record
AUGAAGAACACAUUUUCCAUCCUGUGUGCCUUCAGCGCGUUGCACAUAAGCAGUGUGACUGCUGCGACAAUCUAUCUUGCAGGCGACUCUACCAUGGCAGCUGGCGGCGGUGGCUCAGGGACUGAUGGAUGGGGCCAAUAUAUUGCAUCCUAUCUCACCCUAAACGUGAGCAACCAAGCAGUGGCUGGACGAAGUGCUCGCUCCUACACACGAGAAGGCCGCUUCAACACCAUCGCCUCCGAACUCAAGUCUGGCGACUUCGUCGUCAUCGAAUUCGGGCACAACGAUGGCGGUUCUCUCACUCCGACCGACAACGGCCGCACCGACUGCCCGGGUAAUGGAACCGAGACAUGCUCAACUGUCUACGAUGGCGUAGCCGAAACCGUCUUAACUUUCCCAGCCUACCUGGAAAACGCAGCUACAACAUUCAAAGCCAAGGGCGCCCAUGUAAUUAUCGCCAGCCAAACACCUGAUAACCCUUGGGAAACUGGUACUUUUGUAUACUCACCGAAUCGGUUCUGGGGUUAUGCUGAGUUGGCUGCCGAGGUAUCUGGGGUUAACUAUGUUGAUCAUGGAGGCUAUGUGGCAAGCAUCUUUAAAACGUUGGGAGAGACUACUGUGGACUCGUACUACCCAAUAGAUCAUACACAUACCAGUGUUGCGGGCGCGAAGGUUGUGGCGCAGGCUUUUUUGAAGGGGGUUGUUUGUGAUAAUGUGAUUUUGAAGAAUUAUCUGACUACGACGAGUUUUGAGGGAGUGUGUCUGUAG